AUGGAGAAACAGACAGAUGCGAACUCGCCGCACUGGGUUUGCCUUCUCAUCGCCAUUUGGCAGUAUGACAAAGCGGGCGGAUUUUCCAGUUUGGAGCACGUUGAGGAAGAAGCGACGGAAGUGCAUCGAGCUUUGAUUGAAUCAGGGCUUUGCCAGGAAGUUCAUUGCGUAACUGAGCACGCUACCUUUGAGCAGAUCAAGGCGGAAGUAAAGAGUGCCGUGCAGAAGCUGGGUCGUGACUCCAAGCUGCUAGUGGUUUACAUGGGACACAGCCACUGUGGCCCAGGUGGCUUUACCUGGAUAGUCCCGUCGUGCGGUCUGAAAUGGAACAACUGUGUUCUGCUGGAGGGUGAAGUUAAGGCAGAGGCGCCUGUGUGCAGACAGCAGAAGAGCGGGUUCUGCCUCGAUCUCUGCUUCAUUUUCUCCAGCUGUCGAACAGGGUGGGAGCAAAGCCCACUGAAAGGCACCCGAGUGCAUCCAGAUUCGCCUGUGUGGAGCGAUGACGAUACCGUUCAGAGGUUCUACGCUUGUCCCCAACGCCAUCCCAUCAUGGACUAUCCCUUUCUUGGAUUCGCUUUGGCGAGUUUCCUGCGUGCUCGGCCGGACACCUUCGAAACACUUAUGUCCAGUUUGAAAGACGAGAUCAAGUACAUCUCCUUGGGCGAACUGGACCCCGAGCGCGGAGGCGAUCCUCCGCCGCGAGUGAUUCACUUGUAUGUUGGUGGUGCGACGAGCUCCUCGACGACUGAUGCAAUCAUGACUGACUCAGUGCUUGGCUGCUUCCGCAAUGCCGUCUUGUUGUGGCAGCACCUUGUGGACGCAAUAAGUGCUGAGAUGUCAAUGUCAAACUAUGCAGCUACUCGGGAACAUUUGAAGGCAGCAGCAUCGGUCGUGAAACGAGGGCAGCUCGUGCUACCCGACGGCAAGUGGUGGCUUUGUGACAUAGAGUUGCAGUUGCAGGUUCUAGCGACUGACCAACUACUUGGCAUCAGAUCUGUCUUGACCGAGUAUCUUCAGGGAUUACCACCGAGUCCACCGAGACGCGUUGCAGAGGCAGAGAUCAAAAGCUGGGGCAAGAUUCGCAAGGAAACCAUGACUAGAUUUGUUAAAGCACUUUGCGCAGAUGCGACCCGGCUGGGAUCAGACAGGCGCAAGUUGGGCAUUGGUGUGCGGAGGCUUUUGACCAUCUUGGCCAGAUCCUGCCGUGAGAUUUCACCACCAGCCGGUGCCCGAGAAAUUCGCAACGAGGAAGCUAUGCGGGUGCCCGGCGUGGAAGCUAACAACAUGGCUCACCAAGACCACAUCAACUUCAUCGAAGAGUGGUACUCUGUGUGCAAGGAGAUGGGUAUUGACGACAUGGAUCCCAACUAUAUCCUUUACGGGAGCCUUUACAUCUUCAGCCUGACCGGCGCAAUACCCGACGGCCAGAAGCAGCUAUUUUGCCAGAGGCUGCAGGAAAGACUCCGACAACCCGAUCGCCUCAAGGACUGGUCCUGUGCAUUGUCAUUUGCACGGACUCCCGCCUUCCAGCUACCUGCUGACGUGCCGGUCCGCUUGACCAACCUCGUCAGCCUUGCCGAACACUUUCGAGGCCAGCUGGAUCCUGCUCCUACAUCUUGCUGUCUACAUGUACGUGGAUUCAAGGACUUGGUGGAGACGUGGAUUGAUCAGGGCAACUGGGAGGAGGGCAGCAAAUCCGACGACUGGCGGCUCCGUCUCAUCUACGGCGGAGUGGAACUUGCUGAUCGCGAGUGGUUGAGGGGCGCCUCCAAUCUGCAAGUUGUGGUCGAGCCCACGUGGCGAUUCUGGACCCAACACCCAAAGUUUGAGGCGUUGGGUGCGGAGAUGACAGGACUGAUACGUAAACUGUCGACAAAAGCACUCGAUGGACAUUCCUGGGCCGACGAUGAAGCCUUCAUGGACUUGGUGCUUGCGAGCUCCUCGCUGGCCGCCGAAGGGCCUGAGCUCCACGAGCUGGUGUUGCGGGUACUUCGAGGAGCGGAGGCAUCCACGUGCCAGACUCCCCAGGACAUGGAGAUUCAUUUCUGGAAGGAGAUCUUCGCUAGCCCCAUCCCACCAGCACCGGAGUGCCGUGCCUCACCGCUGGAAGCAUCUGGCAGUAGUACUGCCUUCCCGGAGGUCAAGGGUUCGGCGGAGUUGCUCCAGCAGUUCGAGAGACUACCCAGAGCCAAGCUGAUUCUCUUGCAGCUCUUGAGCGUAAACAUCUUUGUUGCUGCUGCGGGUUUCGCACGAGCGAUUGAAGUUCUCCGCGGACUCUCGCAGCCGGUGGCCACGAGAGGGAGUUCCGCCGCUGAUCCCCUCGAGGAGAUCGAUGGCGAACUGGAGCAAACGUUGGAGAAGCUUCGUGACGACAUUGAGAGUGUCGGUGUCGACCGUGCAAUUGACCUCUUUAUCGAGGAGUGGAACUGA
Symbiodinium sp. CCMP2592 is the source of this 2430-nucleotide messenger RNA. NCBI's taxonomy places the organism in Eukaryota, Dinophyceae, Suessiales, Symbiodiniaceae. The record is from the annotation of a GenBank genome assembly.